GGGAUACCAGAGUCCACCACUAUGCCUGACGUCACUCUACGAACAAAAUCGUCCACACUGCGGGAUCGGCCCUGGUCUGCUAUCUUUUCUCCAGAGGAACAUUCUGUGAUUGUCCCGUCCAGACGACCUGCCAGUAUUAUGCCCUUCCACGGCAGCAACCUCUCAAAAAGCAUGUCCAUCAACAAUAUUGCAAUGUUUGACGAUGCGCCUCUGAGAAGCAGGUGGUAUCUGUCUCAAUCCACAGACUCCCUCCACAAACCCAUCAAGGUGACCGCGUCCACUGAGUCUCUAGAUGAAGGAACUGAAAUGGUUGACAGCCGGCUGAUGGGAGACUUUGAAACAGAUGCUAAGGAACUGGAGGCUGACUCCUGGAGCCUUACUGUAGAUAAGAAAUAUCUGAAGCAACUCAAAAAGGACGUCAUCAAGAGACAAGAUGUCAUCUAUGAGCUGAUCCAGACGGAGAUGCAUCACCUGCGGACGUUACGGAUCAUGUCUGAUGUGUACAGUAGGGGCCUGCUGACAGAUCUCCAGCUGGAGGGCCAGAUGGUGGAGAAGAUGUUCCCCAUGCUGGAAGAUCUCCUGGAGCUCCAUUCGUUCUUCUUUAGUGCUCUGCUAGAGAGGAAGAAGGAAGGCAAGCUGGAAGAGACGGGUGGAUUUAUAAUCAACAGGAUAGGAGAUGUGCUGGUCAGUCAGUUCUCAGACUCCAAUGCAGAAAGCAUGAAGAAAAUCUAUGGCAGAUUUUGCAGUCGACACAGUGAAGCAGUGAACUUUUACAAGGAGCUGCAUGCCAGAGACAAACACUUCCAGGCAUUCAUCAGGAAAAAAAUGAGCAGCAGUGUUGUCCGGCGUCUGGGCAUCCCAGAGUGCAUAUUACUGGUGACUCAGCGCAUAACAAAGUACCCGGUGCUUUUACAGAGAAUCCUGCAGCACACCAAAGAGACAGAGAAGGAUUUUGAGGACUUGACGCAGGCACUACAGCUGUUGAAAGAUAUCAUUGCUUCAGUGGAUAAUAAAGUGAACGAGCAUGAGAAAAAGAAAAGGCUGAAAGAGAUCUACGGUCGUAUGGACAGCAAGUCCAUCACGCGGAUGAAGAGUGGCCAGAUGUUCGCCCGAGAGGAUCUGCUGCGCAGUCGCAGGCUUCUCCAUGACGGUCCUCUGCAGCUGAAGAACACUGCAGGGAGACUGAAGGAUGUCCAUGCACUUCUUCUUUCUGAUAUCUUUUUGUUCCUCCAAGAAAAAGACCAGAAAUAUGUUUUUGCAUCUUUGGACCAGCGAGCCACCGUUAUCUCCCUGCAGAAGCUGAUCGUGCGAGAGGUAGCCCACGAGGAGCGCGGCCUCUUCCUCAUCACCGCCGGCAUCGCAAACCCUGAGAUGGUGGAGGUACACGCCAGUUCCCGAGAGGAGCGCAACACCUGGAUGCAGCUCAUUCAGGACGCCAUGCACUCAAUAGAAAAGGAUGAUGAUGAGGGGAUCCCGAGUGAAACAGAAGAAGACAGGAAGCUACUUGAAACAAAAACAAAAGAAAUGAGAGACAUGCUCCAGAGGAAAGAUGAACAGAUCGUAUCACUACUGCUGGAGAAGAUGAAGCUUUUCCGUGAAAUGUGCGGCUCGUCCGACGACACCGCUUCAGCGGUCAAAAUGUUCUUCAGGGCCAACAACGAGGACGUCCCCAAGGGGGAACCCGUCAUGAUGGACGCUCUCAGAGAGGUGGAGAUGUUGCAGGCACUGGUGAACAGCAUUCUGGGAGGGGCGGUGGGACAGCAGGUUGCCUGUGCACCGGGGAACAUGGGACCCGUGUGUCUGCCACGCAGAGCCGAGACCUUCGGAGGGUUUGACAGCCACCAGAUGAACAUCUGCAAACAUGGUGACAAAGAGGAAGCUGAAGAUCUUCGGAGGACAGAAUCUGACAGCGUUCUGAAGAAGGGAGGAAACGCCAACCUGCAGCUCCUGCUGAAGAGAAACAGCGAGCAGAUCCUGACUAGUGUCACUCACCUUCAUGACCUCCUGAGCUUACUUCAGGCCGUAGUGCUGCAGCAGGACACUUUUAUCGAGGACCAGCGUCAGGCUCUGAGCGAGCGCACCCCGUCCCGCUCCUCCUCUCGUCCCCCAUCGCUGGUGGAGCAGGAGAAACAGCGCAGCUUAGAGCGGCACCGACAGGAGGCCACGGCUCUGCAGCGCCAGCAGGCCGCCCACGCUGAAGAGAAGCGGCGCAAGGAAAAAGAGUGGGAUGUGAAGGAGCAGGAGCUGACGGAUCGCGAGGUGCUGCUGCACGUGAAGGAGGAGGAGAUGCACAGGAGGAACAAGGAGCUGGAGGAGGCGCAGCAGGAGCUGCUGGGGAGGAAGGAGGACUAUCAGAGGGAUCUAGAGAGAUUGAGGGAUGCUCAGAGGAGGCUGGAGAGGGACAGGGAGCAGCUACAGAGGGAGGUGGAGAGAGUGGAGCACCUCCGCGAGGUGGAGGCUCGGCUUCAGCGCACGCCCUCCAGCACAUCAGAGGACUCCCUGAAGCUCCAGAGCAGCAGCUCCAUCGAGCGAGAGAUCGGGGAGGGCGACUUAUCGUCCAGCCCCAGGAAGAACUCUCUGUCCAGGAUGGACUCCAAACAGAAGGGCCGCAGCCUCUUCUCCCUGGGCAGCAAAGCUCAGAGCUUAGAAGGACAAAACCCGAUCCCCACACGACUGCUUCAGCUGGCUUCAUCCAAGGAGAAGAAGGACAAAAAGAAGAAGAAGAGUAAGAGCCAGCCUCCUCAGGAUGCAGCAUCACAUCUGCUGCCCCUGACAGAGCCUUCAAUGGACGGAGAGAUCUUCUUCUGCUGAUUUACCCAUCAGCCCUUCUGUCCACAUCAUUCCCUCUCAUGGACUCUAUUAAAUCAUGUAGGAAGACACCCAAAGUGCCCUCUUCACAUUUUUUUGGCAAUCUUUCUACAAUAUAAUAAAUCUCACAAAACAUGUCCUAGUCGCAUCACACCCCAAAACCAAAAGAAAAAUGAACAAAAUAUAUUUUGCCAAACCCAAAUUAAUAUAAUCAGACUCUAGACAAACUUUCUACAAUAUAAUCAUUCUCACAAAACAUGUUCAAACUCAAAUGAGAAAUAUUCUAGAAUUGUUUUUAUUUUUUAUUACAUUAUUUUAAUAACAAUUUAGUCCCCAAAUUCUCAUUACCGUAUGUAUAAAUAGUAGAAAUAUUAUUUUAAUUGUAAAGUAUUUAUAAACUAAGGUAAAUCUUUUUCUGCAUUUAAAUAGUGUUUUAUUACAGUAGUUUUUUGCUGUAAUAAAGAUUUCCCCAUCACAGUAAUGAGAAUAACCAUUGGGAAAAAUAAUUAGUAAUUAUCACCCCUAUUCUAUUUUAGUUCCUCGAAGGAGUCCCGUCUUAGAAAUGCCACGAGCACUUUAACACCAUUCACAUGUUACCCUUGCCCCGGAAAAUGACAAAUCAAUUUUUCAUUUGCAUUCCAAAGAUAAAGCCCUAAGGACAGUUUUUGGGGCAAUUGUAUAACAUACCAUGGCAUUUCAUGCUAGUUUGAGAUUUUCAUCCUUCUGCGUUGAAUUCUUCAUGACUUUAUCAGGACAGAUAAGCUGUAAAUACUGUAUGAACUGUAGACCCCCUGAGGGAUAUUUAAAGCAACCUGCUGGACAGGUAAAAGAGAGAAACAUUCACGCAGGAUAGUGUACCUCACCUAUACAUCCACCAUUAUGGAUCAAAUGCACCAUAUUAUAUCUAAAUAUCAAUAAUGCAAUUAACACCGUUUUUGCACUCAGAGUGUCUUUUUUGCACUCAUCACGUGUGAAUAUUCACCUUGCAAUCCUACAGGAAUUUGUUCAGCUAGACGGUCUGUUGGCCUGUUUUAUUUAUUGUUCAAUGAGAUUUUUUUUUUUUUUUAAUGCAGUACAUGCUCUCAAAGUCCCAUUUGCGCAGGCUUGCGUUGCAGCUUUGACCUGCGCUGACUUAAUUCUUCCAUGAGGGGGCAGCAGAGAAGCGUUUUAUAAUUGAAGGCUCCUCUGUGGAUUUACAUAACCUCUCAGUGAUGAUGUCAGAGGAGACACAGUGAAGCAGUGCAGGAAUUUUUAUUUCUUCAUAUGUACAAAGAGAAUCAUUGGUUCAUCAUUUAAGGAAAACGGUGCCUAUGGCCUUACAGAACUGUCAGCGACACUUGUCCUCAGGAACAAACAGGGAAAACUCAGUCCAGACGGGAUACGUAUUGUUGCCGUCUCUCAUGCGUAAGUGUAAACUUAAGUUGCUUAGCCUUAAAGAAAUGAUGGUGUGCACUAAAAUACAACCCAGCAUUUUCUCAGGAGAAUAGGUUAGUUUUUUCAUCUUUGUUUUGAAAGGAAGGUUUCAUUUGUACAUUGAGGUACAUCCGUUUUCUUGCAGAAAAAAGGAAGAAUGAAUAUUAUGUAAAUAUUUUAAUAAAUGUUUAAAUGUAAAAUUCUGACAAUGUUGUUUAAUUUGUGAUUAAUUUUGUAAAAUGUGUUUUGUGAGACGUAAGGCUUUAUUUAUCAGUGAUCCCCUUAAGAAGACAAUAUUUCCUCACAUUAAAAGCUGUUGCAAUUUU
Carassius carassius (crucian carp) is the source of this 4547-nucleotide messenger RNA. RefSeq names its product A-kinase anchor protein 13-like. Gene Ontology annotation, molecular function: guanyl-nucleotide exchange factor activity; MAP kinase scaffold activity. The coding region runs from base 22 to 2811 and encodes 929 amino acids. Gene Ontology annotation, biological process: positive regulation of canonical NF-kappaB signal transduction; regulation of Rho protein signal transduction; adrenergic receptor signaling pathway. Lineage: Eukaryota; Metazoa; Chordata; Actinopteri; Cypriniformes; Cyprinidae. Gene Ontology annotation, cellular component: membrane; actin cytoskeleton. The record is from RefSeq and is a predicted model, not a curated record. The transcript is spliced from 19 exons.